GGACCCCAGAUUUGUAACCCGACUCCGCCCGCCGCUGCAUAUCGUUAGGGAAGGUCCGCGGUGUCAUGAACGUUGAUAAUGCUUGACCGACAAUAAAAGUCGACAUUCCUGAGACAACGCAUCUACGCGCAAACGAGCUACAAACCACAACAUUAAAUCCAUCUUGAUUUGUGGAUCGCGCAAGCCUUUAGCAUUCGGAUCAAACAAAUCUUGUGUUCUAGAUCCUAACGUUCUCCCGCGCUGAUCUUGUGUCGACACCCUGUUGAAGAUCAUAGGAGGAGGACCGCAAAGCUCCGUAUCUUCGGGCAACACACAAACGAGCACAAUGGGACAAAGUGUUUCAUGGCUUUCAGGCCUCAUCUGGGCGAAGAAGGAGAUCAGGAUUCUGAUCCUCGGCCUGGACAAUGCAGGCAAAACAACAUUGCUGUAUAGGUUGAAGAUAGGAGAUGUCGUUACGACGAUACCGACGAUAGGCUUCAACGUGGAGUCAGUGACAUACAAAAAUCUCAACUUCAACGUAUGGGACUUGGGUGGUCAGACAUCGAUCCGUCCCUACUGGCGAUGCUAUUAUGCCAACACGGCAGCGGUCAUCUUCGUGGUCGAUUCGACGGAUAUCGACCGUUUACAAACCGCAGCCGACGAGCUGGCAGCUAUGCUGAACGAGGACGAGCUGAAGGAUGCAGCAUUGCUGGUCUUUGCAAACAAGCAGGAUCAGCCUGGAGCAAAGGGAGCCGGUGACAUAUCACAGGCACUGAGGCUUGGCGAGCUUCGGGACAGAAACUGGAGCAUCAUGGCAUGCUCUGCUGUCGACGGCAGCGGUGUAAAUGAAGGCAUGGAUUGGCUCGUGCAAACGGUCUCGCAAGAGUCAUAAGUUACUAGACUCUUGGUAUUACACUUCACCCACACGACCUUUUUAUCUACGACUAUAUUAUGCUGGUUUGGACUACAUUAAGGGAGUGCCGGUCUCACUCACACAGCUGUCCCGAGACAUUAUUACUUUCAGCAUUGCGCGCGGUAGAGAUCUACCUCGACGGUCUAUCCGUUUGCGCCUACUAAUAACAAGGGAAUUUGCGAACUGCAAAACUGGGCUCGCAUGCCUAAUAGUUCAAACUUGCAUAUGCUUGACUCUCAUAUUCACAUUCCCCAACUUGCAACAUAGACAUCAGCACAUGGCUGCGCGCCAAAUAGUUCAUCGCUCUCAUCGCUGAGGUUGGACUGAUUUGUUACGGUUGUGCUGAAUACAGCCCUGAUGUAUGGGCGACUCUCGUUUUGUUAGUACCCAUGAUAUUAUGGUUACUUCAGCUAACACCUGCAAGUCAAUUUACUCAUUCUGGCGGGUAAAUAAUUGGCCAAGUUGCUUUGACUUGGCAUUUAUUUCCGUCCGUGUUUGACGGCAUGACAUCCCUUCUAUUGUCACAUAUUCUGUCUUUUUGCUCUCCUUUGACCAAGUCUCGGUGCAGGUUCCAAAGCCUCUUAGAUCUCAAAGUUGCUCGACUAUGAUUACAAUGAUGAUGGUGUUGAUUGGUAGCAUUCUACCAUGCUUAGCCAGUCACCUGACCCAACCAAGCCACCAUACCGACUCUUGGCAGCAGGGCCUCGAUGACUCCGCCGUGGAGGGGAGGGUGUGAAUAGCCGGAAUACGGCACAGCGGUAUGACGACAACAUAGCCAAAGCAGCCCAACGACUCCAUAUCGGGGCAAUCCCUACCUCCGACAUUUGCAUACUGCUCGGUACCUUUUGACGUAGAUAUGCAUGGCUGGGUUCUAGGCGCUUACACCCCUCGAGUCUAAAUUUGAGUUAGAUUCAAGUUCAACCCCUACG
Molecule: messenger RNA, 1821 nt
Organism: Pyricularia oryzae 70-15
Lineage: Eukaryota; Fungi; Ascomycota; Sordariomycetes; Magnaporthales; Pyriculariaceae
Product: ADP-ribosylation factor-like protein 1
Exons: 4
Coding region: 326-871 (181 amino acids)
Biological process (GO): vesicle-mediated transport; intracellular protein transport
Cellular component (GO): cytoplasm; Golgi apparatus
Molecular function (GO): GTPase activity; GTP binding
Source: RefSeq, a predicted model, not a curated record